Ornithodoros turicata is the source of this 621-nucleotide messenger RNA. RefSeq lists its product as uncharacterized. Lineage: Eukaryota; Metazoa; Arthropoda; Arachnida; Ixodida; Argasidae. The transcript has 3 exons. The coding region runs from base 6 to 368 and encodes 120 amino acids. The record is from RefSeq and is a predicted model, not a curated record.
GAAAGAUGAGAGAUUCGAAAAGAAUCAAAGAAGACAUUACAGCAGUCAUCGACCACAUCAAGACACGAGUGGACAAAGCCAUACUACUAACACUUCCGCCAUGCCCACUUGUCUCUAAAACAUCGAGGGCAUGGCACACGCUUCACGCAGUCAACACACAUUUACAGACACUACAGUGUGAUGACAUUCAGCUCAUACAUGUACACAAGAUAUUCAUAAAGGGUCCCAGAAAGCCGAAUUAUGGCAUGUACGAGAGGAGGUACAGACGUCGGGGCAACGAGGCAGCACCAAGGACUGACCUUGUGCAUUGGAAUAGGAAGGGCAUGGAUGCGGUUCACAAGGCCAUAAAAGAUCAUCUGGGAAUGUAAUCACCAAGAUGCAAAUUCUUUUACCCACUUUGCAAUGCCAUUGUUAGAGAGUGAUUUUCUACUGGUUUUCGUUAGAAUGAAUAUUCGCUUUACUGCUACCGUUUCAUUCUCAGUAGGCAAAUAAUUCGUACAGGCAGCAUAAUGGUAAAUGACCACAUACCAGAUGAACCCAAUGAAUCAGGAGCCAACACAGGUGACUGAGAGCAAAUGUCGGCACCUCCAAGUGCUGUAAAGGAAAAAAAAAACACUUAAA